AUGGCCUUCUCGAUGCAUAGUCACUCCGGGCAAUUCUGCCCCGGCCACGCCAAAGACACACUUGAAGAAGUCAUCCAGACAGCCAUCGCCAGGGGCAUGCAGACCUUCGCUCUAACCGAGCACAUGCCCCGAAACUCCAACGACGACCUCUACCCGGAUGAGGCGAGCAUUUAUAUCGAAGCAGGCGAGACCAUCGCGCCCCUCUUCCCCCGCCACGAAGCCUUCCUCGCCGAAGCAGCGCGCCUCCGCCAGAAGUACGCACCGCAAAUCACGCUCCUGAUCGGCUUCGAAGGCGAAUGGAUCCGCCCUUCCUACGGCCCCCUGAUCCAAGACCUCGCGUCAAAUCGCCUCGUCGACUAUUUCAUCGGGUCGGUGCAUCACGUGCACGCCAUCCCGAUCGACUACGACGCCGUGUUCUACCGCAAGGCGCGGGACGCGGCCGGUGGUAGCGACGAGCGCUUGUUCGAGGAUUACUUUGAUUCGCAGCUGGAGAUGCUGGAGGCGUUGAAGCCGAGGGUUGUGGGCCACUUUGACCUGAUUCGGCUGUGGAGCGAUGAGCCGAAUCGGAGUCUGAGGGCCAUGGACGGGGUGUGGGAGCGCGUGGUGAGGAAUCUGAAGGUUGUGGUCCAGCAGGGCGGGUUGCUGGAGAUCAACUCGAGUGCGUUGAGGAAGGGGCUGGAGGAGCCGUACCCGAUGCGGUGUGUCUGUGAGGAGUAUCUGAAGCUGGGAGGGAGGUUGACGAUGAGUGAUGACAGUCAUGGCAUUGGGCACGUUGGGACGAACUUUGACAGGGCGAUUGCGUAUUUGGAGGGUUUGGGGGUGGAGGAGGUAUUUACGCUUAAUGGGAAGGAUGAAGCUGCAGGGAGGGUUGCGAUACGUUCCGGCCGUGAGGUAGGAACAGUAGUAACAUUAGUACAUUUCUUCACUAUCCAAGAGCUGACACGCUCAAUUGAACGACGAAUCAAAGUCGUGCCCGAGGAAACGUCUCUUGAAGAGUCUUGGUACUGGCUUGAGCAUUGGCAACAUAUUGUCAAUCGAUUUCCGGCACUGGCUACCGCACUCCAAAGGUCCUUUGCAAAGAAAGAAUCGAAUCGAGUCGCCCUUCCUUACCCGCCAGGAGGGCCAGCAAUAGAGAUGAAUCCCAAUGCCCCCGAGCACCAGCCAGACGUUGCCUGCGACACGGCCAUCAUCCACGCCGCGCGCGAAAAGAUGUUCAGCCCGCCGGACGAAGAGACGGUGGAGAAGCUCAACAAACGUAUGGAUGCCAAUCUUGAACUUCCGUUCCCCUCCGCGCCUAGAAGGACUCUAGAAGCUGCUCAAAGUGUGAGAGCUUUUAGCGAAUUGUCGACUCUGAGAGCCGAAAUAGGGGUUCAGAAUAAAGCGAAGUCGCUGAAGCAGCCGUUGCCGGUCUACCCACUAUUCAGCUCCACGCCGAGUGCAGAAGAGUCAAAUGUCUGCACAGGCACCCGCCUCAGCUCCCGACAAGGCCUUCGCCUCCUCGACCCGGACGCUGGCACACCCGCCCUCUGCACAGAAGCCUACCUGCAGUUCAUCUGCCACUACGCCAACCGAUGGCACUCCAAGCUCACCGGCACCGACUUCCACUCCGCCGGUGCCGAUCCGCGCUUCUUCUACUUCCCCUCCCACCAGUCCUUCCACGAACAGCUCAUGGAGAACACGCCCGCGUGGAUGAAGCAGGAAACGGAGAAGUACCUGAGCAAGCGCCAGUUCUGGAAACUGCGGUACCUGUUCAUCCUGGUUAACUUUGUGCCGAUGUACCAGAAGGACGCGCACGUAGCGCUGUGCGCCAUCAGCCCGGAGGCCAAGACGGUCGAUUACCUGUGUUCGGGGGGCGAUACCGGGUUGCCCAACUCGCCGAGAUCAUCAGGCUCGAAAUGCGUACCGCAUAUCUUCGCCUGGCUCGCUGAGUUCCUGGGAUCAGAGUUCCAGCCGUGCGAGUGGAAACUGCGGACUGGUGCUGCACAUGUGCAGGAGAGGUUCCGGGGAGACUGUGCGAUCUACACAGUGACGCAUACGAUGUGCCUGGCGUUCGGAUAUGGUAUUGCAGGUGCCUUCCCGGAUGACCACCAGGACAGGAUCCAAGACAGGAGGAGACGAUAUGUGCAGGAUCUCAUGUACGAGGGCUUCGCAGACUUCGAGCCAGGCUCCGAUAACCCUCAGUACUACCCACUGCUUGAUACUAAAGCUGAAGCAUUGAGGUCUGAUGGCUUUUAUAACCUACCGGGAGCCGUGCUACGCAAACUGCCCGAACAAAAUGCUGCUGACGAAACACUGUAA
This is a messenger RNA of Drepanopeziza brunnea f. sp. 'multigermtubi' MB_m1, 2298 nucleotides long. NCBI's taxonomy places the organism in Eukaryota, Fungi, Ascomycota, Leotiomycetes, Helotiales, Drepanopezizaceae. The record is from RefSeq and is a predicted model, not a curated record.